AUGAAUAGAAAGGCCGAGCAUUCUGAUUCGGAUGAGUAUGAGGAUGCCUGCGAAGAUCCACUAGGCUAUUCUGCUGAGAGCUCUGAUGACCCCGAAUGGGAUAAAUGGAAUAGGCGGAUGCCCAUCGGUGCUGAGAACUCAUCUAAUAUGACGGAACCACAUAACUCUCCCACCGACAGGAUUGGAGAUGAUUUUGCGACUGAAUUUGAGGCCCAAACAAAGGAGACAAUACUAGCCAUUGAAGAAACUCGCCGGAAAGAGGAGGCGCAGCUCACAAUGGAAGAGUUAGAGAAACGCAAGGCCGAAUCUUUAGAUUCGAAAGAACGAGGAAAUGAGCUGUUUCGGAGCACUGACUAUCGUGAAGCUCUAGAAGAAUACACGAGAGCGCUAGACGUCUGCCCUUUGAUUUACGAGAAGGAGCGCUCCGUUCUACUUUCCAACAGAGCUGCCUGUCAAAAUAAACUAGGCAACAUCGACGCUGCCCUAUCAGAUUGUGAUCAAGCACUAACGCUCCAACCAGACUACGUUAAAUGCCUUGAACGACGUGCCACUCUAAGGGAGGAACGAGACAUGCUUACAGAUGCUUUGCAUGACUACGAAAAGUUGUUACAACUGGAUCCUGGAAAUCAGAAAGCACGCUGGGCUUGUAUGACUCUCCCUGAUCGGAUAAAGAGGCAGCAGGAAGAGAUGAAGGAGAAGAUGCUGGAUCAGCUGAAGCAGCUUGGCAACCUGGUUUUGAAGCCGUUUGGUUUGUCUACGGAUAAUUUCAAAGUUGAAAAGAAACCGGAUUCCGAAGGAUAUUCUAUAAACUUUGUCCGUUGAUCCUCUUUUACCUAUUUUUCCAGGUCUCUCCACAUGGUCUUUCGACUUGAGUCACUUGUGAUCUAUUGAACCUACUCUGUUUGCGUCCAACAGAGAUGAACGUUUUGGAAACGUCUCAACGAAACAUCGUGAUACGAUCAGAUGUGGGACUGUAAAUCAUAUACAUGCUCUUUUCUUAGUUUUCCCUUCUCUCCUUCUGCAGGGUAUUGCUAAACGUCUUGUUGACAAGGGUAACCGGUUACAGUUUGGUUUUUGGAAACCGCCAA
Opisthorchis viverrini is the source of this 1088-nucleotide messenger RNA. RefSeq lists its product as hypothetical. The coding region runs from base 1 to 822 and encodes 273 amino acids. The record is from RefSeq and is a predicted model, not a curated record. The transcript is spliced from 4 exons. NCBI's taxonomy places the organism in Eukaryota, Metazoa, Platyhelminthes, Trematoda, Opisthorchiida, Opisthorchiidae. Gene Ontology annotation, molecular function: protein binding.